Eriocheir sinensis (Chinese mitten crab) is the source of this 1095-nucleotide messenger RNA. RefSeq names its product pro-resilin-like. Bases 354 to 812 code for a protein of 152 amino acids. NCBI's taxonomy places the organism in Eukaryota, Metazoa, Arthropoda, Malacostraca, Decapoda, Varunidae. The record is from RefSeq and is a predicted model, not a curated record. Gene Ontology annotation, cellular component: extracellular matrix. The transcript has 3 exons.
AUGUAAUGUUCAAAUUGAUCCAUUCGUUUGAGGCGAUACACUUGCACUGCGGGAUGUGUGUUGAGGGAAAGGGAAUGUUAAGACGAUACACCUUUAAUCUGUGUUGCCUACAAUGGACAGUGAGUGUGUACGAUAGAGAAGGGAGGUUAUCCGCGUCCCAUUGACCCAACUUGUGCACCAACCGCGCUGCCUCCACCUUCACUUGCAUAGCCCGCCUUAACCUGCAAACCGGUCCGCCUGGGCAAAACACUCCGGCAGGCAACCUUGACUUUUCCUUUCCACCAAUCAUCGUCCAGACCGUCAGACCCACGAAAGAAAAGAUCGAGAAAAACCGCCAAGCGCGUCAGGUAUAUAUGCGUGUGUUCACCGACUGGGAGCACAAUCAUCUCCACCACCGCCGCCGCCACCGCCGCCGCCAAUACCACACCAUGAACGCCAAGGUGCUGCUCCUCCUGGCCCUCGCCGCCGCUGCCGUCGCCGAUGACUCCGGUUCUCGCGAGCGCUCCUACGGCCGCUACGACGACUCCGAGUCCUACGAGUCCGACGAGGCCAAGUACGACUUCAGCUACCAGGUGAAGGACUACUACGGUAACGACUUCGGCCACAGGGAGAGCCGCGAUGACGAGUACACGCAGGGCUUCUACUACAACCACCUGCCCGACGGCCGCCUGCAGAAGGUGACCUACUACGUGGACGGCGACUCCGGCUACGUGGCCGACGUCAGCUACGAGGGCGAGGCCCGCUACGACUCCGACUCCAGGGAGUCCGGGGAGUCCUACUACUAUGGCAGGGACUCCAACGAGUCUAAGUAGAUCUAUUCCUAUGGAGCUAAGGAACUCUUAUUCCUAUGAGCCCUGCGAGCCCGGCUUCCUCACGGCUUCAACGAAUUAAUGUUUGUAAUCGUCAUUUAGUGCAAGUAGUCCUGCCCAGCGUACUGAGGCGCCAUCACCGUCAUCGCCAUCACCAUCACCGUCACCGUCACCGUCAUCGCCGCGUCGACACAGGCGACAGGGUCGUCUUCACCUUCUCAUCAUGCUGCCUGCUGCGUCAGGUCUUGUCAUACCAUUCAUAAAUACACGUAAGAAACUCAAAGAA